CCGGGCUACACGCCGCCGGCUCCUCUGUAUCCGACCGGAGCGUCUCGGAAGCGCUCGGUGUGUUGUAAGUAGCUGCUGGCGGAGGGGCGGUGCAGACAGGCAGUGAAACAAGCGCACCACGGUGCUUGGUGUGCGCGGUGGUGGGCUGUGCUGCACUGAGUCCGGGUCCGUGUGCACAACGACCCACGUCAAGCAGCUACUGGUUUAACUGGUGUCUCUGGGGGUAUUUACCUGCGCGGACUGAGUUUCUACCCCCGCGGGGACAGACACGUUUUACUCGGGUGUAAAGAGACAGAGAGCCCGGGAGCGCCCCCUGCGGCCGCAGCCCGACACUACACACCUGCCUGGGUUUGUUACACCUGUUUGCUUUGUUCACAGCAGCACAGCAACAUGGAUACAGAGCUGUUUAUGGAAUGUGAGGAGGAGGAGCUGGAGCCAUGGCAACAGGUGGACGACAGCGUGGAGGAAGACGAGAUGGACUUUGACAGUUAUGGCGAGCCAGUGGAAGAUUCUCCAUCUCCUUUGCCGGCCUCUGAGACUCCACCCCCCAAGACUCCUCCAUCCAUCGCACCUGCUCCAACAGCUUCGCCUCCUGUACAGGUCGUCUCCUCCUCAGUGAUGCCUCCUCCUCCUCCAUCCAUCACCUCCGCCCCCUCCUCUGUCCCACGCUUCCCCGCCUCCACCACACCAGCCGUCUCAGCUCCGCCCCUGUUGGCUCAGGCCCCGCCCCUCAUCCUGACGCAGACGGCAGGUGGGACAUUUCUUCUCCCAGCGACCCCUGGGACAGGCAACGCCCAGCCCAUCCUCCUCACCACCCAGGGCUUCCCAGUACAGACAGUGGUGAACCCCGGUGCUCCCCUGCUCCUGAACCUCCAGCCGGGUCAGACGGUCCAGCCGCUCACCUUGAUCCAGUCCUCCUCGUUGGGUCAGUUGGUACGGCCCAGUGUGGGCGUGUCCCCUGUCCUCCCCCAGGGCCAGGCUGUCCAGACCAGAUCAGGCCCUGCCCCCUCUAGAGGCCCUGCCCAGCCAGGCUCUGCCUUCACCGCCAUGCAGCUACCAGCCACACUGACCCUCCGCACCAGCACACCAGGACCCGUUAACCUCCAGAUGACCCAGGUGGGUGGGGCCAACGCUUUGAAGCUGGCAGGCUCUCCCGCUCUUCCCUCUGGCUCGGCCAACGGAGUCACCAGAGUCUCUGCGUUCAGCAGCAGCAUGACACCUGGUCCAGCAGGUCCCGCCCCCUCUGUCGUCAUGACCCCCGGCGUGACCUCAGCACCGUCCUCCGACCCCCCCAGGGUGGUGAUGAGCGUGGAGGAGUUCUACUAUGGGACGUUUGAAGGGGACCUGAGUCUGAGGAAGCCACACCCACUGGGAAUCAAGACCUCCACCUUCACCUGCCAGAUCUGCACACACCUCGCUGAGAACAACCUGAGGUUGAUGCAGCACAUGCUCCAGCACUCGGAGCUGAUUGGAGGAGGCGGCGGCGACGAGAGGAAGUGCUGCAGGUUCUGUUACCGACAGUUCUCGUCUCCAGUUCAGCUGCAGACCCACCUGGAGCAGGUGCACGGCCCUGCCCUCUCCUCCAGUAUGUGUCGUAUAUGUGAAUGGGCGUUUGAGAACGAGCCGACUUUUUUAAACCACAUGAAGUCCAACCACAAACCAGGAGAGAUGCCCUACAUCUGCCAGGUGUGUUCGUAUCGCUCAUCCUUCUACUCGGACGUCCUGCAGCACUUUGCCAGCUUCCACAGAGACUCGCGCUUCCUGCUGUGUGUUUUCUGUCUGAAGGUGACCAGGAACCCCACCAGCUACCAGCAGCACCUGCUGAGACACCAGAUCAAUCAGGCCUUCCACUGCAACAGGUGUCGUCUUCAGUUCGUCUUCCUGAAGGACAAAAUGCAACACAAACUGGAAAACCACCGCAGCUUCCGUCGACCCGCUCAGCUGGAAGGACUGCCGCCGGGGUCAAAGGUGACCAUCAGGACCUAUGGGAAGCUCAGGCCUCAGAUGACAUCAGCAGGCGGGCGGCUUCUCCUGACCCCGUCGACCCUCGUCCAGCCAAUCCACAUCAAGACAGAGCUGCAGAAGUCUGUGAUCCAGAGGAACCCCGUGCUCUGCCGACCCCCCCGAUCCCCCACCAAGAGACCAGUCAGCCGGCGAGUCCACGUCGGCAGGAGUUCAUCGUACGACGGAGACCGGUUGGUGUGUUUGGAGUGUGGAACCGACGCCUCCGACUUCUCCGCCCACUAUCCGACCCACGUCCACUGUCUGCUGUGUCCCUACAGCAGCUGCUGCUCCAGAGCCUACGCUGCUCACAUGAUACACCACCAUGUCCCGCGCUCCAAAGACAAAGCUCUUCCUCUGCACAGACUGCCUCCUCCAUGUCCGUUCCUGCUGCAGUGCUCUUGCUGCGACUUCAGGCCUCAGAGUGCCGAUCAGAUGGCCGCUCACCUGCUGACCAACCCGGAGCACCACAGCGCCACCUGUCGCACCAGGACCUACAUUGAACCUGACAUCCACUUCUGCCACGAACACGAGCAGCGUUCCGCAGAGGAGAAGGAACCAGUCCAGGAACCGGACUUGCCUGAUCCAUCCUGGAGGUCAGCAGAUUGUUGGAAAGAGCCGGCAAAGAGCGACAGCUCCAAGUCCACCAUUGUCCCGUUCAUGCAGAGCAGUGGGCCUCGUCACUCCCUGUCCAAGAACAGCGACGCCAUUGACUUCUUCAACCUGCUCUUCCCUGCAGCACUGGUUGAGCUGAUCGCCAGCGAGACCAAUGCCCACGCCAAGACCUGCCAGUUCCUGGGCUCCUGCCACCCAGACUGGGUCCCUGUCACCACUCAUGAGAUCAAAGGUUUCAUUGGCCUGGUCAUUCUGAUGGGGAUCCAGAACCUGCCCGAUCCAUCGCACUACUGGUCAUGGAGUCACUACGACAACAGCUACACCUUUUACCGAGCCAUGAGCUUCAAACGCUUCAAGCAGAUCGCUGCAAACAUCCGCAUGGGCAGUUUCACCACAGAUGAGUAUCGUGCCACCAGCAACCCCACCGACUCGCUGCACAUUUUCAGGCCGAUGCUGGACAUCCUGGGUGGAGCCAUCUGGAACACUUACCAGCCAAACUGCUGUCUGACCAUUGACAGGGCGCUGCUGCCCAGCCUGGAGGAGGAGAUUUGCCACGCUAAAGGAAAGCCAAAGGUCCAGCCUCAGGUGUGGCUGCUGUGUGACUCCAAGUCAGGCUACUGCCACCGCUUCUUCAUCCAGGUGGGGGAGAAGGUGGGCCAAGAGACAGGCUUCACUGUGGUGCCAAAGCUGGUGCAGGGCCUGGAGGACAAACACCACCAGCUCUACCUGGCCAGCUCGCUUACUUCUGUCCCGCUCAUGCAGAAGCUUCUGGACCAGGGCAUCUACGCCUCAAGCUCCUUCCCUCCACCCAGCCCCAUCCUGCCCAGAGAGCUGUGGGAGGAGGGCUGGCUGGAGAAACCCGGGGACUUCCUGCAGAGACAGUUUGGCCCCCUGCUGGCCACCCGCUGGAGGGACACCAAGGAGAUGGGCUGCCUGUCGACUAAUGCAGCUCCAGGUGAACCGGACACUGUUUGGAGGAGGUCUCAGACCAAAGUGGGGGGCUUGGACCCCAUCAACCGCCCCAUGGCCUUCCGCCUCCUGCAGGAGAACAUGCGAGGGGUUGACAUCUGCAAGCAGCUGCUGGCCUGCAACCCACUCGGAGGAAUUCCCCUGGACCGGCACUGGCGCAGCCUCUUCUGGUUUCUGAUCAACCUGAGCAUUGUUAACGCCUUCAUUGUGCUGCGGGAGAGUCGCAAAGAGAACCCACCUGCCUGGGUGCAAGACGGCCUUUUUACUCAGGUCAACUUCCGCAAGCGUUUGGGCAACCAGCUCGCCAAAUGUGCCCAAAAGUACUUUGAGACUAUGGAGAUCGCCAGCUCUCGUGGGAUGAGGGUGGAGGUGGCAGAACCAGUUAAACAAAGACACAGGAUGACAAAGAUUAGUGCGAUCUCCAAACGGUGCAAGAACUGCAACUUGAAGAACAUUCGCCAUGAGAGCGUGUACGGCUGUGUCGCCUGUAAAGCCAACCUGUGUAAACAGCCGAGCUGCUUCUGGGAAUAUCACGGCAUGUCGCCUCUAAACAAAGGAUCAGCGAAAGUUGGAUUUCUCAAGGACAGAAUAAGUGGAGCGGUCGAGGUGGAUGAGGUUGAGGACAACAUGGACGAGGCAAUGGCCCCCGUGGAGGACAUGGACUUUUCUGAUGAUGAGAGACUGGAUAAUCUGGAUGACAUUGAUGAAGAAACUGAAGCUGUUAAGGAAGAAAUGAUCAAAGAUGUAAAGCAUCCAGUGCCUCAUCUGCCAUCAACAACUAAUGGCCAUGCCCAACCAGCAACCAUCUUGCCUGCUUCUAAAGAGCGCGAUGAUUUCUUCACUGCCCGUCAGCUCAGAAUCGCCCUGUUCGCUUUGUGUGAUGGACUCCGCCAAGCCUCAAGGGUCUUUUCAACCGAGAUCCACCUCAUUCGGACAUGGCUGAAGGAAGCCAAGAAGCAUUUGAGGCAAACUGAACAGGAAGAGAAAGUCUGCACUGAUGGCAGGGAUCGCAUGGUGGCCUGGGUGCUGUCCAUGCGUGAGCAGCAGCUUCCGAUCACAGAGAGCAACCUCUUCCACAAAGCCUCCACACUGAAGAAGAAGGGAGGUUUCAGCGACUCCUUCCGCAUCUCCUACGACUGGGCGGUGAGCUUCAUGCUGCAGCACCGGCUGGGCGUACAGAGCAUCAGCAGAGCUGCCACACUGACUCGCACCCUCCCGGCUUCCCUGGAGGACAAAGUCAGGUCAUUCAGAGAGUUCACCCAGAAGAUCAUCCAGGUUCACAAGCUAUCAGAAAGUACUGUAGCUGCUAUGGAUGAGCUGUGUUUCUUUGUGGAUUUGAGGUUAGUCCAGGACAAGUCUCGACGCUCAGACGCCCUGGAAUUUACUGGGUCUUUACCUCUUGUCACUGUCUACCUGACAGCACUGGCAGAUGGUACCAUGCUGCCAUCUCUGGUGCUGGCGAACAGGCAGCUGGCUGAGAAAGUCCUGCCAGAGUUCAUUCUGCUGGAGGCCGGUCCAGAGAGUCUCUUACUAGAGGAAGCCUUGGAUCUCUGGACUAACAAGGUCUGGCUGCAGCACGUGUCCAGUCUAACUCCGCUCAGUAAAUCAGUGCUGGUCUUGGACCGACACCGGGAACACAUGGGAGAUCCGUUCCUUACUUCCAUCAGUGGGUCGGGUACCCUCCCAGCGGUGAUUCCUGGAGGUUGCACCUUCUGCCUUCAGCCUCUGGAGGUUUGUGUGAAGCCGGUUCUGCAGCGCUUCAUGCUGCAGCGCUGGGCAACGUUCAUUGUCAGUAAUCCAAAGGAGCUGGAGGAGACGUCACCCCACCGGCUCCAAGCAAAUGUGGCCCAGCUGCUGGUUGACUGGUUGGUUGAGGCCCUGACGCACUUGAACAAACUCCCCGAGCUUUGGAAGAAGUCAUUUAGGCUGAUGGGUCUUCUGCCGGAGGAGGAGGAGAAAGAGGGGAUGACAAGUCAGAGACCAGAGGAGAUCCAGCUAGACCUCCUUAGGACCGUGACAGAGACCCUGCUGGGUGCUGAAGCUCUGGAAGCCAGUUCUCCUGAUGUGUUGGAGCUGGAAGACGAAGAGGACACUAAGGAGGAAGAAGCAAAGGAGACAUCAGAGGAGAAACACGAGGACAGAGAAGAGAUAGAGAAGGAGGUUAAAGAUGGAAGGAAGGAGACGGAAGAGAAAAGGAAGACAACAGAGGAGGAAGGCAUGCAAGAGGACGUGGAGAAGGACAAAAAAGGGGAGGUUAAGACAAUAGAGGAGGACAGUGAGGAGGAAGGAAAGGCUACAGAGGAGGACAGAAAGGAAGUAAACAAGGAGAAACGAGCGACCAGGAUUGUGAUAGGAGAGGAAGUUGGGGAUGAGUGGAAAAUAAAGAGCAGGACAGAAGCUGUAGAGGCUGACGGAGACAAGGACGGCAGGACAGGCAAAAGCUGAGCAGACAGUGGAUAAAGGACUGUAAACACCGGACAGUCGUCCCCAAAAAGAAGCAUGAAGGGAGCCUGAAAACCAAAUUUGAGAGGGUUCGGGGAUGGACAUGGGGUGAUGUUAAGAUGGGACAACAGGGAGUAACCAGUCCAGCUGAGUGUGAAAAGCUGGAUCAGCUGUCAGUCAAAGGACACCCACCCCCAAAUGCACCUUUCUUCAAGUGGACUUCAAGCCCUGGUCUGCUACAGGUUUGUGUUUGAACACUGACCACAUAAAGUCCACUGCAGGAUCCAGUCCUGCUGGAAAGUGGACAUGAUGAUGUAGAUAUGAUAAUAUACCACAGUCCUGGACAUAGGUCAAACUGUCCUGACUGUCUCUCUCAGCACAGCAGCAUCUAGUGGACAUCAGAGGAACUGAUUGUUUGGGAAAUGAAUGCUGAGUCACAUUGACAGAAAGCAGGGGGCAGUAGUUUGUUGUUGGCUUGUGUUGGUUUCACAGAGCAGAGGCAGGAAGACACCAGCCCACAGGAAGUCACAUUCAAACCCUCGUUCUGUCGCCAGCUGACUUUCACCUCAACAUUUUCAGUGUUCGGUUUUAUUUGGUUAAAAAACAGGCCUUAACUGGUGUUUCUGUCCGUCAGUGAUGUUUACAGAUGAAACAAGCUGCAGACGGUUGAUGACUUUACAAUGGUGUUUUCCUGCCUUGAGGCUGAAGCUGAACAUUCGAGCUCCGACUGCAGAGCAGCCAGUCGGCCAAUCUGUGUCUCCAUCUGUCCGUUGGACAGGCACAUGCUCACAUGUGCUGAUGGUUGGAGGUUUCCCAGCAUGCACAUGGUGGACAGGUUGAGUCAGUGAUGGUUACCAUGCAGCCAAAGGAGGAAGGUUCAGCUGAUGCUCAUACAGAACGUUUGUUUUAUUUUAAAACUCAGAUUAUGAUAAAUCAAAUAAAUCCUUUGAUAAAGAUCUAAAUGUGGUUAUUAAAUAAUGUGACUGAGACGAAACACUUUCACAUCUGUU
This is a messenger RNA of Toxotes jaculatrix (banded archerfish), 7037 nucleotides long. It is a transcript of the gene pogzb, whose product is annotated as pogo transposable element derived with ZNF domain b. The transcript is spliced from 19 exons. The record is from RefSeq and is a predicted model, not a curated record. The coding region runs from base 391 to 6030 and encodes 1879 amino acids. NCBI's taxonomy places the organism in Eukaryota, Metazoa, Chordata, Actinopteri, Toxotidae.